AUGGCCAACAAUGGAUAUGAUAGCUCUUCUAGUGAUGAGACAGGUGCCAACAAAAUGUUUUUGGAAAUGUUUGAAAGCUACCAAAGGAAAAAAGCAGUGAAGAAUAAGAAGAAGACCUCGAUGGUUGUCUACGGGGGUACAUCGUCACAACAGCGUACUAUACCAAGAGAUCGAGUAAGUGCCCAUGAAAACCUUUUUCAAAAUUACUUCUCUAACCAUCCGUUGUAUCCCCCUUCAGAUUUUCGUAAUAGAUUUUGCAUAAGGUGUGAGUUGUUUAAUCGAAUAAUGGAACAAAUUAUCCCUUUUGAUGAUUACUUCAAACAAAAACCUGAUGUCACUGGAAAGCUUGGUUUCUCACCACAAGUGAAGAUGACAGCUGUCAUGCGUAUGCUUACAUAUGGUACGACAGCUGACCUCAAUGAUGCUUACUUGAAGAUAGCAGAGACCACAUCCUUUGAAGCUUGCAAGAGAUUCUGUCAUGCAGUCAACAACUAA
Messenger RNA from Prunus mume (Japanese apricot), 495 nucleotides. Lineage: Eukaryota; Viridiplantae; Streptophyta; Magnoliopsida; Rosales; Rosaceae. The record is from RefSeq and is a predicted model, not a curated record.